CUCUCUCUCUCUCUCUCUCUCUCUUGUGGAGAGAUGGGUAGAGCACCUUGUUGUGAAAAAGUGGGAUUAAGGAAAGGAAGAUGGACAGCAGAAGAAGAUCAAACCUUGAUAAAGUACAUCCAAAGCAAUGGAGAAGUCUCAUGGAGGGCAUUGCCCAAAAAUGCAGGGCUGUUGAGGUGUGGAAAGAGUUGCAGAUUGAGAUGGGUGAAUUACCUAAGAGGGAACUUGAAGAGAGGGAACAUCACUGCUGAAGAGGAAACCACCAUUGUGAACUUGCAUGCUUCCUUGGGAAAUAGGUGGUCUUUGAUAGCUAGCCAUCUACCAGGAAGGACAGAUAAUGAGAUAAAGAACUAUUGGAACUCUCAUCUGAGCAGAAAAAUUUACUACAAAAUCCCCAAUGAUGGUGAAUCUGUACCCACCUCCUCCAUUCCCACUGCCAAAAUGGCUGCCACAUUCACGCCAAGCCAAAGGGGCCGAGUCAGCCGAUCCGACGCCAAAAAGUACAAGAAGAAAGUACCAUCUGCUGCCAAUGUAGGACUAGCAGAGGAGAGAGAAAGAAUGAAUUUGGAUGAACAGACUGUAGAGAGAGGAGGACAGGUUGGUGGUGUACUACUGCAUGGUUCUUGCAUGGACAGUGAAGUUAUGUGCCUUGGUGAUCAAGUAACCAAUUCUUCUGAGGAGAAAGAAAAGGUGGUGGUGUUGGGACCAUAUAAAGAGCUAGAAAAUGACAUGGUGCACAACAACAUUAUCAUGGAAGCUAGAGUUGAUGAGGAAAGAGAAAACAGGGUUUUGGGUGAAAAUGUGAAUGGAUUUGAGGAGAUUAAAUGUGGGUUUUUAUGCUCAAACUCAGAAUUUGGAGAGUGGUAUUCGUAUCCGUCGCCGACCAUGAAUUCAUGCUUUGAUUCUGAUCAGUGGGUUGGUUGUAACUGGGAUAGUUGCGAUGAAGGUCUCAAGUUAGGGGAUGAAGAGGAAGAUAGUUUUUGGUUAUGGGACAGUAGCAUGAUAGCAUCUGCCAAGUAGGAGAGUGUUUUAUUUUUCAGUUCUGAUAUGAAUACAAAAAUCAAACAUGAAAUAAAAAACGAAAUUCAUAUGAAUGGAUAAGAUUUUAUAGAAUUUAUUGAUAGGAUCCUUCUGAAAAAUCUUAUUAAUUCAUAUACAAUCUAUGUCUAGCUAUGUAAUCAAUUUAUGUGUUUCUAAGCUCCAGUGUAACAAUGAUAAAUGGCAAUAAAAGUUCCCAUUUUGGUCUGAUCAUACAGUGGCCGGCUAACCUUGAUGGAUAAGCUAUGCAAAUUGUAUCUGUAGUUUAUUUGUUGUCUCAAUUUAGUCUUUUUUGUUAUAACGGCAUCAAAUUUACUUUUGAAUUUUCAUAAUUUCUUUCAAUUGAUAACUUUCUUGUAGAAAUUGGGUUUUGCUCUUUGAUUUUUUUUGUCCA
This is a messenger RNA of Camellia sinensis, 1432 nucleotides long. RefSeq names its product transcription factor MYB111. The record is from RefSeq and is a predicted model, not a curated record. Lineage: Eukaryota; Viridiplantae; Streptophyta; Magnoliopsida; Ericales; Theaceae.